This is a messenger RNA of Ylistrum balloti, 1605 nucleotides long. Its product is annotated as excitatory amino acid transporter-like. The record is from RefSeq and is a predicted model, not a curated record. Gene Ontology annotation, biological process: L-glutamate transmembrane transport. Gene Ontology annotation, cellular component: plasma membrane. The coding region runs from base 1 to 1518 and encodes 505 amino acids. Gene Ontology annotation, molecular function: neutral L-amino acid transmembrane transporter activity; glutamate:sodium symporter activity; L-glutamate transmembrane transporter activity. The transcript has 12 exons. NCBI's taxonomy places the organism in Eukaryota, Metazoa, Mollusca, Bivalvia, Pectinida, Pectinidae.
AUGUUCAACAUUACGUGGAAUGUGCGUGCGUUCGCACAUUGCCAGUCUCGUGCAACAGAGCAACCAGACAAAAUGGAACUGCACGACAUAUCUGGAGUGUGUUCGACUGAAGGAGCCCCUGAUAGCCUGUCUAUUCAUAUUCAUGGCGACGGCGAUGAAGAUGAAGGAGAACACCGCACCUGUCUGAGGAGAAAUGCUUUACUAAUACUGGUGGUUAUUGGUGUUGUCACAGGGUUCGGACUUGGGUUCGGACUCAGAUCAGCAGACUUAUCAGCCGACGCUCUAAUGUGGUUGGGUUUACCAGGAGAAAUGUUCAUGAACUUGCUUAAAAUGACCAUAAUACCUCUCAUCGCAGGCAGCAUUAUAGCAGGUACAGCAACAUCUGAUCCCAAAUCCAACGGUCGAAUCAGCAUCCUCUCUAUAACUUUCAUCGUGAUGGCCAACUUGUUUGGUGCUAUUAUGGGAAUCUUGGCCUUCUCCACUUUAAGUUUGGGUGGCGACACCAUCAGCCCAAAUGUGCAGAGUAGGUCCAGUCCAGAUUCUCAACACCUACAAACACAGGAUAUGUUCGCCGACUUACUACGAAAUAUCAUACCGGAUAACAUUAUUACUACGACCUUUCAAAAAGCCCAGACCCGAUACACUAGUACAGUCUCUGUGGCGGAAAAUAACGGGAAAAACGUCACAGUACAGGUCUUUGUUCGUCAUGUGGGAGUGGCCAACAGCACAAAUGUAUUAGGAGUGAUCCUGAUCUCGGCUGUGGUUGGGUUGGCCGCCAGCACCGUAAAGGAAUCAUCCACUAACUUUGUUCCAUUCUUCCAGGCCACAUCCAAUAUCUUCAACCGAAUCAUGAGGUGGUUUGUUUGGUCAACCCCUGUGGGCGUGGCCAGUAUGAUUUGUGUAUCUAUACUCCGGGUGGAGAGCUUAGAGGACACGUUUAGAAGCCUUGGCAUGUACCUCAUCACUUUCACAGUAGGGAACCUCAUACAACAGCUCUUGCUCAUACCCUCCAUCUACUUCUUGGCAAUACGGAAGAACCCUUUUACAUUCCUCCUGAGUACAGCACGGACCUGGAUGACAGUAUUCGGUCCUUCCAGCUCUUUAGUGGGUAUGCCUGAAAUAAUCACAGUCUGCGAGGAAGCCCAUCACGUUGACAAGCGAGUGUCCAGCUUUGUCAUUCCAUUCAGCGUCACACUGUGUAGAGCCGGAAGCAGUUAUUUCAUCAGUCUUUCUGCAUUGUUUAUCAUCUCUAUGAACGGGCAAUAUCCUUCCGUUUCUGAAGUCAUAAUGAUUGGGAUCCUUACAACACUAGGUUCACUGGCUAUUCCUUCCAUUCCAAGCGCUUCAAUAGUAACAAUCAUCAUAAUCUUAUCCUCACUCAGCAUUGACACAACGUCUGUGGGAGUAUUGAUGGCAUUGGAAUGGUACACAGAUCGGAUGCGGGCGACAUGUAAUAUGUUGCAUAUGGUAACGUGUACUAUCGUGGUGGACAAACUGUGUUCUCCACAGCUACUGUGACGUGAACCGAUCAGAAAGGAUAAUCUUAUAUUAACUGAUAUUUUGUAUUAAUGUAACAAACGAAAUUAAAAAGACUAGAUUAUCAUA